CUAUAUAACGGAGCCAGGAACCAAACGGUGGUUUAACUGAACGUUUGAAACAAUGGACUCUCGUGUUGUUUUCAUAUCGUUGUUAUUUUUUAGCUGCAUUGCUUAUGUUCAACCGGCAUCAUCAUUACCAUGUAGAAAAAUUAGAACAAUCGUAAACGGGCACAAUCAAAGGAGAUUACAGUUGGCUGAGGGCAGGGUCCACAAACAACCGGCGGCGUCAGAGAUGAAAUAUAUGAUAUGGGAUGAGGAAUUAGCUGCAAAAGCUUCAAAAUGGGCUUCGAGAAACAAAUUUGAACAUAAUCCUGACAGAACUAUUGGUUCGAAUAGAUUCACAACAGGUGAGAACAUAUAUUGGCAAGGUUCAACGGAUAAAAAUCUCAAGUUUAACCCGGAAAAUGCUUUGAAUUCGUGGUUCAAUGAACAUAAGGACUAUACAUACGGACCAUUAACUUCUGAACAGAUGCAAUCUAAGAAAAUGGUUGGACAUUAUACACAGAUGGUCUGGUCUGAUUCUGUGUACAUUGGCUGCGGCUUAUCUUCUGAACAGAAAGAUGGCUGGAUAUACUAUUAUUUCGUUUGCAAUUAUGGGCCAAGUGGGAACUACUUAGGAGAAAAACCCUAUCCGUCUGGAACACCGAGCGGACAUCUUACUUGUUCUAUAGAUGAUUGCAAACUGCCUUCUGGUGAUAAAUGCUAUUGAGUCGUAAUUUUAUAGAAUUAAUGUAAUUAAUGCCUAAUUUGUGGAAAUGUGUGUUUUGCUGUAAACAAAAACUUAAGAGAUCGAUACAGUACAUUUCUACAUAAAAAUAUUUACACAGGUAUUGAAUGAUAAGAAUAAGAUGGUAUUGAAAUAGGAAUGUAUAUUGUAUCAGAUAUAGAUAUGAAUACCUACUGAAAUAAAAAUAAUAGGAAUAAGAUA
Molecule: messenger RNA, 919 nt
Organism: Colias croceus (clouded yellow)
Lineage: Eukaryota; Metazoa; Arthropoda; Insecta; Lepidoptera; Pieridae
Product: venom allergen 5.02-like
Exons: 6
Coding region: 53-700 (215 amino acids)
Cellular component (GO): extracellular region
Source: RefSeq, a predicted model, not a curated record